AUGGUGAUGGUGGAGAUGAUGAAGAUCAUGCCAAUGUAGGCCUUUCCUGUGUGUGGCGAAGGGGGAGAGCUUUCUGAUGGAUGGAUAUAUCAUCUUGGUGGAUGUGUGUGAGCUGCCAUAGAGAUGUAACCUGAAACCUGUCAGCCAUUAAUGUGAUGGUGAUGGUGGAGAUGAUGAAGAUCAUGCCAAUGUAGGCCUUUCCUGUGUGUGGCGAAGGGGGAGAGCUUUCUGAUGGAUGGAUAUAUCAUCUUGGUGGAUGUGUGUGAGCUGCCAUAGAGAUGUAACCUGAAACCUGUCAGCCAUUAAGUCGUUCAGAUCCUGACCUUCCCUUUUAAAAAGCUGAACUGCCCUUGGACCGGCUGCUGAUAGGGCCAACUUCCACUACACUCUGUAGACAGUGACAUUGCACUUUUCACUGUAACAAUAGGAUCAAGUAGCCUUUAGACCAGGGGUGUCAAACGUACAGUCCCGCAAGGGGGGUGGGAAAUUAACUAAAUAUACUUUAAAAUGACUAAAACCAAAUCGAAACUGUGUAGAAAUGAUAAUGGACCUACAUUGAUAGACAGUCAGGGAGCAUCGAAAAUGAGUUUGACAUCCCUGCUCUAGACACUAAUCUGAAGUUAGUUUAGCAUUUUCUGCCCUAAUAGAUGAGUUUAGGAUUUGGGGAGAGUGAGCUGAUCCUAGACAUGUGCCUUGUAGGCCCUACUACCUAGUGCCUACAGAAAAGUUCUACCCAGAGUUGUAGUGGUGACAGCAGCAGACAUGAGUGUGCAUCAGUAUUUUGGGCGCUUCAUUCCUCCCUCCCUCCCUCCUUUUCUUCUUCCCUCAUCUUCCCGGCAGACGUGUGUUUUGGAAUGCUACCGCCCUCAGCCCCCCCCCCCCCCCCCUUGUCUUUCCCCCUCCCUAUCGUCACUCCCCCCUCUCUCUCACUCCCUACCACUUAUACAAGCGUCUGUUAGUGUAGAAACUGAGUUUCCGUUCUGGCACUCAAAGGGUUAAAAACUGCUUUUCUCUCUCUCUCGCUCUCGCUCUCUCUCUCUCUCUCUCUCUCUCUCUCUCCUCUCCUCUCUCCUCUCUCUCUCUCUCUCCUCUCUCUCUCUCUCUCUCUCUCUCUCUCUCUCUCUCUCUCUCUCUCUCUCUCUCUCUCUCUCUCUCUCUCUCUCUCUCUCUCUCUCUCUCUCUCUCUCUCUCUCUCUCUCUCUCUCUCUCUCUCUCUCUCUCUCACAUACACACACAUGCUCACACACAAUCACUCGCCAACCGGUUUAGACUGGUUCUUAGAAAAAGUGCUUUGUCUCCCUAUGAAUCCUGGGAAGGGUCAUGUGUGCCUCAGUGAUGUCAGAGAGGUUGAAAAAAAACUUGAGUCCGCUUUCUUUUAUCAGAUGAGAUGUAUGUGUGUGUGUGUGGCCCAGGUACAGUAAUGAGUGUGGCAGUGUGUGCUGCAUGUUUGCCGCCAAACUACCCUAUUCUGGUUAAUGUGGCUGUUUUUUCCCAAAGCCGUAGCUUCCUGCCGUGUGUCACUGGGCAGACAAGGGGCCUGAGUGAGUGUUCUGUUUAUUUAUGGAGGUCAGCAUUGGGACCCCAGUCCGCAUGUAUGACGCAGGACACAACUCCUCACUGUACUGUCUGUCUAUAGUGUCUGUCUGUCUGUUAGUAUGACUGUGAUUAGUCUCGGAGUAUCUCCUACAGACAGUCUAGUCUUGCCUCAGUCUAGUCAAGUCUCUCUACUUGUUUCCUGGCACCUCGUCUAACUGUUUCCCUAUAGCUGUCUUCCUCUGUGUGUGCGUGCAUGCGUGUGUGUGUGUAUAAAUGGGAAGCAGGGAUUAAGACCAGCUAGCAUCUGGGUAGCUGGCACCAAGGUGGUCAUGUGUGUUCCAAUCCCAUAGCCAUCAGUCCCAUUGACAGACAAGAGUGAGAGAGAGGGAGAGAGGGAACUACUGUAAGUCUCUCUCCAUUCUGUCCCACAGGACAACAUCUGGUGCCCACUUAGCUAGCUUAAUAGAGAGGGACUGAAUCUGGCGUGGUGUUUUGCCUCUGUCCUCAGUAAAUGCUUCAAGGUCAGCUGGGCUUUAUCUCUAAAAAUGGAUUCAAGGUCAGCUAUGCCUGUCCAAGUUCUAUACACUUUGUUUUACAACUGAUUUGAGGUCAGCUAUACCCAUCCUGGUCCAAGGCUAUAUGCUUUACUGUCUAUUGAUGUCAGCUUUGUCUAUUCAAGUGAAUGUCUGACCAACUCGUCUUCUGUCCGUCUCUUUGUAGGGGGAUGUCUGAGGAGGCUGUUCGUCAGACGCGCAGUCAGAAGAGGGCGCUGGGGAGAGAAGUCCCGUCCCCUGAUUCCGAAGCCCCUCCCACUGAGUCCGACAGCAAGAAGCCCAAAUUAGACCGGGCAGAGACUGGAGCUCCAGACCAGGAUGAUGAGAGCUCAACUAAACCACAACCACAACCCGAAACCACAAAAGAUGACCUAGACCAUUUUAAACCUGUGGUCAAGCCUGAGAAGGAACCAGAACUACCCCAGUUAACAUUACCGCUAGUGUUACCGUCCCAACCAACAAAGGAGCCAGAGCCGGACCGGGCCCCGAAAUGGUCAGAACCGAGCUUAGACAACCGGACUGAGUGGAAUGACCACAGCGACCGGGUCAGGGUGAAGGGGGUGGUGCCUCUAGAUGGGCGGAACAGGACUGUGCGGUCGGAACCGAAGGUGGCUAGUGGUAUGAUGGCGGCAACGGAGGUGAAGGCUACCAUUAAAGUGGAGGUCCAGACAAGAGAGCAGGCGCUGGAUAUGAGCACGUCUAGAGGGUGAGACCACACUGUAUUUAUUCUCCUAAAAACUGAUGUGAGAGAAGCUCCUUUUACUAUAGUUCUAGUACCAUUUACUCUAUGCCAUUCAAAACUGACUUGAGGUCAGGGGGGGGGGCGUAGUGAGAGAUCAAUGAGAUAAAAAGAAAGUUGUUUUUAAGAAGAUUUUGUAAUUGGAAUCUUCAUUGCUCUUAUUGAACGGAGUACCUACUAUUUGCGGUGUGGGGGGCAAGGAGGGGGGGGGGGCAGUUUUAUUUUUAUUUUUCAAAAGAAAACUGUCCUUCAAAACUUCCCGUGCCUGGCCCUCCCUCCAUUUUCCCCUGUCACCACCUGAACCCUAAAACUCCCCUCCACAAAAUGAAGCCUGUGUGUCACAAACCGGUUCCAACCAGCCAUUGCCAUGGUUUCCACAGUGGAAGGAACAGUGAGGGGAGGGGGGGCGGUGUGAGAGGCAGGGUCACGUGAUGAUGCCUGAGUGGAGGGUCAUGUGACCUGCUUUGGAUGAGUGAUUAAUCCACAGGAAGUGGUAAUGGGGCGACACACAUGCACACACACACUCUCAAGGUGCUAAGCCCUGAGGAGGACGAGGCUGCUUAUUGUAAUGCCCACUUCUGAGAAUUGACAAUCCGUCUCAUUAGAAUUCAUCAUUUACUCUACAUCUAACUUUCAUUUUCCAGUCUAAACUGGGUUAUUCAUAUCGAUAAAGGUUUACAGCAAUCCACAUUUCAUUGAUGCUGAUCAAACUGGUCCUCUGUAGCUCAGCUGGUAGAGCACGGCGCUUGUAACGCCAAGGUAGUGGGUUCGAUCCCCGGGACCACCCAUACACAAAAAUGUAUGCACGCAUGACUGUAAGUCGCUUUGGAUAAAAGCGUCUGCUAAAUGGCAUAUUAUUAUUAUUAAACUCAAACAGAAUGUCAUUAGACUAGUGGCAACGGGCAAGCCCACACAAGGUUUUUGACCUAGGUCUAACAUACAACAAAUAUAAACUGGUAGCCUUCCAAUACAAACACUGCUACUCGUUAUAAUUUAAAAAAAAACAUUUUAGUCAUUUAGCAGACGCUAUUAUCCAGAGCGACUUACAGUUAGUGAGUGCAUACAUUUUUCAUACAAAUCGAAUUUUAUUUGUCAAGUGCCGAAUACAAUGGGUGUAGAAUUUACCAUAAAAUGCUUACUACGAGCCCUUUCCCAACAAUGCAGUUAAAAAGUACGACAAUUUGUAAAAACAAAAAAGGAAAUAGUAACACAAUACAAUAAGAAUAACGAGACUAUAUAAAAGGAGUACCGGUACCGAGUCAAUGUGCUAGGGGUACGAGGUAGUUGAGGUAAUUCAGGUAAUACAGUAUGUACACGUGGGUAGGGGAAAAAGUGACUAGGCAAUCAGGAUAGAUAAUAAACAGAGUAGCAGCAGCGUAAUGGAUAAUGGCUGCCGUUUUAUUUUGUUAGUUUUUUCACAUUGUUUGUAACUUAUUUUGUACGAUUACUCACCUCGAACUGGACAAAUAUUUUUUUCUUUAAUGAGUCCGACGCGAAGGAUAUACUGCUUCCCCGAGACCAGGCCCAAAUCCCGUCAUUCGCGUGAAGAAAAGACAGAAAUAAAGGGGGCCGUGGUCUGGGUGCCUUGUGAGAAUUCGUCGGCGAGUGGGUAAACCGCCUUUACAAUCCGUUCUAUUGGCCAACGUGCAAUCACUGGAAAAUAAACUGGAUGAUCUACGAUCAAGACUAUCCUAUCAGCGGGACAUUAAAAACUGUAAUAUCUUAUGUUUCACCGAGUCGUGGCUGAACAACGACACAUAGAUUAUACAGCUGGCUGGGUUUUCCGUGCAUCGGCAGGACAGAGCAGAUACGUCUGGUUAGAUGGGGUGUGGGUGUGUGUCUAUUUGUCAAUAACAGCUGGUGCGCGAUGUCUAAUAUUAAAGAAGUCUCAAGGUAUUGCUCGCCUGAGGUGGAGUACCUCAUGAUAAGCUGUAAACCACACUAUUUACCAAGAGAGUUCUCAUCUAUAUUAUUCGUAGCCGUCUAUUUACCACCACAAACCGAUGCUGGCACUAAGACCACACUCAACGAGCUGUAUAAGGCCAUAAGCAAACAAGGAAAUGCUCAUCCAGAAGCGGCGCUCCUAGUGGCCAGGGACUUUAAUGCAGGCAAACUUCAAUCCAUUUUGCCUAAUUUCUACCAGCAUGUCACAUGAGCAACCAGAGGGGAAAAAAACUCUAAACCACCUUUACUCCACACACAGAGGCGCAUACAAAGCUCUCCCUCAACCUCCAUUUGGAAAAUCUGACCAUAAUUCUGUCCUCCUGAUUCCUGCUUACAAGAAAAACUAAAGCAAGUGGUCAGAUGACGCGGAUGAUUCGCUACAGGACUGUUUUGCUAGCACAGACUGGAAUAUGUUCCAGGAUUCAUCCAAUGGCUUUGAGGAGUAUAUCACCUCAGUCACCGGCUUCAUCAAAAAGUGCAUCGACAACGUCGUCCCCACAGUGACCGUACGUACAUAUCCCAACCAGAAGCCAUGGAUUACAGGCAACAUCCGCACCGAGCUAAAGGUUAGAGCUGCCGCUUUUAAGGAGCGGGAUACUAAUCCGGACGCUUAUAAGAAAUCCUGCUAUGCCCUCAGACGAACCAUCAAACAGGCAAAGCGUCAAUACAAGACUAAGAUUGAAUACUACUACACUGGCUCUGACGCUCGUCGGAUGUGGCAGGGCUUGCAAACUAUUACAGACUACAAAGGGAAACCCAGCCGCGAGCUGCCCAGUUACGCGAGCCUACCAGACGAGCUAAAUGCCUUUUUACGAUCGCUUCGAGGCAAGUAAGACUGAAGCAUGCAUGAGAGCACCAGCUGUUCCGGACGACUGUGUGAUCGCGCUCUCCGUAGCCGAUGUGAGCAAGACCUUUUAAACAGGUCAACAUUCACAAGGCCGCGGGGCCAGACUGAUUACCAGGACAUGUACACAGAGCAUGCGUGGACCAACUGGCAAGUGUCUUCACUGACAUUUUCAACAUGUCUCUGACUGAGUCUGUAAUACCAACAUGUUUCAAGCAGACCACCAUAGUCCCUGUGCCCAUGAAAGCGAAGGUAACCUGCAUAAAUGACUACCGCCCCGUAGCACUCACGUCGGUAGCCAUGAAGUGCUUUGAAAGGCUGGUCAUGGCUCACAUCAACACCAUCAUCCCGGAAACCCUAGACCCACUCCAAUUUGCAUAUACUGCCCCAACAGAUCCACAGAUGACGCAAUCUCAAUCACACUCCACACUGCCCUUUCCCACCUGGACAAAAGGAACACCUAUGUGAGAAUGCUGAUCAUUGACUACAGCUCAGCGUUCAACACCAUAGUGCCCACAAAGCUCAUCACUAAGCUAAGGACCCUGGGACUAAACACCUCCCUCUGCAACUGGAUCCUAGACUUCCUGACGGGACUCCCCCAGGUGGUAAGGGUAGGCAACAACACAUCUGCCACGCUGAUCCUCAACACUGGGGCCCCUCAGGGGUUCGUACUUAGUCCCCUCCUGUACUCCCUGUUCACCCACGACUGCGUGGCCAAGCACGACUCCAACACCAUCAUUAAGUUUGCUGACGACACAACAGUGGUAGGCCUAAUCACCGACAACGAUGAGACAGCCUAUAGGGAGGAGGUCAGAGACCUGGCAGUGUGGUGCCAGGACAACAACCUCUCCCUCAAUGUGAGUAAGACAAAGGAGCUGAUCGUAGACUACAGGAAAAGGAGAGCCGAACAGGCCCCCAUUAACAUCGACGGGGCUGCAGUGGAGCGGGUAGAGAGUUUCAAGUUCCUUGGUGUCCACAUCACCAACAAACUAUCAUGGUCCAAACACACCAAGACAGUCGUGAAGAGGGCACGACAACACUUUUUCCCCCUCAGGAGACUGAAAAGAUUUGGCAUGGGUCCCCAGAUCCUCAAAACGUUAUACAGCUGCACAAUCGAGAGCAUCCUGACCGGUUGCAUCACCAUCUGGUAUGGCAACUACUCGGUAUCCGACCGUAAGGUGCUACAGAGGGUAGUGCGUACGGCCCAGUACAUAACUGGGGCCAAGCUUCCUGCCAUCCAGGACCUAUAUACUAGGCGGUGUCAGAGGAAGGCCCCAAAAAUUGUCAAAGACUCCAGUCACCCAAGUCAUAGACUGUUCUCUCUGCUACCGCACAGCAAGCUGUACCGGAGCACCAAGUCUAGGUCCAAAAGGCUCCUUAACAGCUUCUACCCCCAAGCCAUAAGACUGUUGAACAAUUAAUCAAAUGGCCACCCGGACUAUUUAUUGUCAUUUUAUUGUGUUACUUUAGUUUAUUUAGUAAAUAUUUUCUUAACUCUUUCUUGAACCGCAUUGUUGGUUAAGGGCUUGUAAGUAAGCAUUUCACGGUAAGGUCUACACCUGUUGUAUUCGACGCAUGUGACAAAUAAAAUUUGAUUUGAUUAGUGUGAAAGUGUGUGUGUGUGUGUGUGUGUAUGUAGUGUGUGAGUGUAUGUAGUGUGUGAGUGUAUGUUGUGUGUGUUUUAGUGUCAAUGAAGUAUGUCUGAGUGUGUGGGUACUAGAGUCCACUGAGUGUGCAAGAAAUUAUAAAAUAAAAACUUUUUGUUUAUGAAAAAGAGGGGUUGAGGGGAAGGGGGAGCUGCUGCUGGCUGUCUGCUUUUGUAGACGCACUGUAGAUAACGGAGAAUUGAUCCAAAUAGCUCCCUCCUCAAUAUCCUCCCCUAUUCCCCUGUCCCAAAAGACUCCUGUUCAUUAACACUCUUCAAUGACUUGAUAAUGUGCUAUACAUACAGUGCAUUCGGAAAGUAUUCAGACCCCUUCCCCUUUUCCACAGUAUAUUACGUUACAGCCUUAUUCUAAAAUGGAUCAAAUAAAAAAUGUACCCUCAUCAAUCUACACACAAUAUCUCAUAAUGACAAAGCGAAAACAGGUUUUUAGAAUAAAAACAGAUACCUUAUUUGCAUAAGUAUUCAGACCGUUUGCGAUGACACUCGGAAUUGACCUCAGGUGCAUCCUGUUUCCAUUAAUCAUCCUUGAGAUGUUUCUACAACUUGAUUGGAGUCCACCUGUGGUAAAUUCAAUUGAUUGGACAUGAUUUGGAAAGGCACACACCUGUCUAUAUAAGGUCCCACAGUUGACAGUGUGUGUCAGAACAAAAACCAAGCCAUGAGGUCGAAGGAAUUGUCCGUAGAGCUCUGAGACAGGAUUGUGCCGAGGCACAGAUCUGGGGAAGGAUACCAAAACAUUUCUGCAGCAUUGAAGGUCCCCAAGAACACAGUGGCCCCCAUCAUUAUUAAAUGGAAGAAGUUUGGAACCACCAAAACCCUUCCUAGAGCUGGCCGCCCGGCCAAACUGAGCAAUCGGGGGAGAAGGGCCUUGGUCAGGGAGGUGAAGGUUCACCUUCCAACAGGACAACGACCCUAAGCACACAGCCAAGACAACGCAGGGGUGGCUUCGGGAGAAGUCUCUGAAUGUCCUUGAGUGGCCCAGCCAGAGCCCGGACUUGAACCCGAUCUAACAUCUCUGGAGAGACCUGAAAAUAGCUGUGCAGCGACGCUCCCCAUCCAACCUGACAGAGCUGGAGAGGAUCUGCAGAGAAGAAAUUGAGAAAGUUCCCAAUUACAGAUGUGUCAAGCAUGUAGCGUCAUACCCAAGAAUACUCUAGGCUGUAAUCGCUGCCAAAGGUGCUUCAACAAAGUACUGAGUAAAGGGUCUGAAUACUUAUGUAAAUGUUAGUUUUUGCUUUGUCAUUAUAGGGUAUUGUGUGUAGAUUGAGGGGGAAAAACUAUUUCAUCCAUUUAGAAUAAGGCUGUAACGUAACGAAAUGUGGAAAGAGUCUAGGGGUCUGAAUACUUUCCGAAUGCACUGUAUCUGAGUAUGGAUAAGAUAUUGGCUCAUUCAUCCCCCCUCCUCUCCCCUGUAACUAUUCCCCAGGUCGUUGCUGUAAGUGAGAAUGUGUUCUCAGUCAAUUUACCUGGUAAAAUAUGGGUAAAAAUAUAUAUAUGUAGGCUACAUCUGAUGUGUAGGCCUACAUUAUUAGUGAAUCUAUGGGAAGCAAGGAGGCUAGCCAAGUGAUAUCUAUAUCUCUAUUGUUGAGGUGCCACUUUCUGAGAAGUGAAACUACAUAACAGAAGAUAUUAUGAAUUUACACUUGUUACCAUCUUCUGGACAACAUGGGUUACUACACUUAUUUUUUUUACCCAAUUUCAGAUUCAAUUUAAUUUUUGUAUAUUAAUCUCUCUUUUCUUUUUCGAUUAGAACUUUAAAGAGGGAGAAGUGUCCCCUGUCCCCAGACGAUGAUGUCAUCGUCCUGUCGGAUAAUGACUCCUGCAGUCCCCCGAUGAACGGCUUGAACCACCUCAAGGAGCUGGACACAGACCUACUUAUGGUUAGUGAAAUAACUAUACUACUACCCUGCCCUGAACUUUAGUCACUGUUUCUUGCCGGUUACCACCUGGUACUUAACCCUGCACCUUAGAGACUGAUGCCCUAUGUACAUAGUCAUUGAACACUGGUCACUUUAAUAAUGUUACAAUGUUUUUUUACCCAUUUAUGUACAGUGCAUUCGGAAAGUAUUCAGACCCCUUACGUUACAGCCUUAUUCUAAAAUGAAUUUAAUUGGUUUUUUUCCCACAUCAAUAUACACACAAUACCUCAUAAUGACCAAGCAAAUAAAUUUUAGCAAAUGUAUUACAAAUAACAAACUUAAAUAAACCGUUUACAUAAGUAUUCAGACCCUUUACUCAGUACUUUGUUGAAGCACCUUUGGCAGCGAUUACAGCCUUGAGUCUUCUUGGGUAUGACGCUACAAGCUUGACACACCUAUACUUGGGGAGUUUCUCCCAUUCUUCUCUGCAGAUCCUCUCAAGCUCUGUCAGGUUGGAUGGAAAGCCUCGCUGCACAGCUAUUUUCAGGUCUCUCCAGAGAUGUUAGAUCGGGUUCAAGUCCGGGCUCUGGCUGGGCCACUCAAGGACAUUCAGAGACUUGUCCCGAAGCCACUCCUGCGUUGUCUUGGCUGUGUGUUUAGGGUCGUCGUUCUGUUUGGAAGGUGAACCUUCUUCCCAGUCUGUGGUUCUGAGAGCACUGGAGCAGGUUUUCAUCAAGGAUCUCUCUGUACUUUGCUCCGUUCAUCUUUCCCUUGAUCCUAACUAGUCUCCCAGUCCCUGCCGCUGAAUAACAUCCCCACAGCAUGAUGCUGCCACCACCAUGCUUCAUCGUAGGGAUGGUGCCAGGUUUCCUUCAGACGUGACUCUUGGCAUUCAGGCCAAAGAGUUCAAUAUUGGUUUCAUCAGACCAGAUAAUCUUGUUUCUCAUGGUCUGAUAGUCCUUUUAGGUGCUUUUUGGCAAACUCCAAGCGGGCUGUCAUGUGUAUUUUACUGAGGAGUGGCUUCCGUCUGGCCACUUUACCAUAAAGGCCUGAUUGGUGGAGUGCUGCUGAGAAGGUUCUCCCAUCUCCACAGAGGAACUCUGGAGCUCUGUCAGUGUGACCAUCGGGUUCUUGGUCACCUCCCUGACCAAGGCCCUUCUCCCCUGAUUGCUCAGUUUGGCUGGGUGGCCAGCUCUAGGAAGAGUCUUGGUGGUGCCAAACUUCUUCCAUUUAAGAAUGAUGGAGCCACUGUGUUGUGGGGACCUUCAAUGCUGCAGAAAUGUUUUGGUACCCUUCCCCAGAUCUGUGCCUCGACACAAUCCUGUCUCGGAGCUCUAUGGACAAUUCAUUCGACCUCAUGGCUUGGUUUUGGCUCUGACACACACUGUCAACUGUGGGACCUUAUAUAGACAGGUGUGUGCCUUUCCAAAUCAUGUCCAAUCAAUUGAAUUUACCACAGGUGGACUCCAAUGAAGUUAUAGAAACAUCUCAAGGAUGAUUAAUGGAAACAGGAUGCACCUGAGGUCAAUUCCGAGUGUCAUCGCAAACGGUCUGAAUACUUAUGCAAAUAAGGUAUCUGUUUUUAUUCUAAAAACCUGUUUUCGCUUUGUCAUUAUGAUAUAUUGUGUGUAGAUUGAUGAGGGUACAUUUUUAAUUUGAUCCAUUUUAGAAUAAGGCUGUAACGUAACAUACUGUGGAAAAGGGGAAGGGGUCUGAAUAUUUUCCGAAUGCACUGUAUGUAUAGCACAUUAUCAAGUCAUUGAAGAGUGUUAAUGAACAGGAGUCUUUUGGGACAGGGGGAAUAGGGGAGGAUAUUGAGGAGGGAGCUAUUUGGAUCAAUUCUCUACCAUCAAGUUGUAGAAACAUCUCAAGGAUGAUCAAUGGAAACAGGAUGCACCUGAGCUCAAUUUGGAGUCUCCUAGCAAAGGGUCUGAAUACAUUUACAUUACAUUUUAGUCAUUUAGCAGACGCUUAUGUAAAGAAGGUAUUUAUUUAUUUAUUUUUAUUUGCAAAACUUUCUAGAAACCUGUUUUUCGCUUUGUCAUUAUGGGGUAUUGUGUGUAGAUUGAUGAGGAAAACAAUCAAACAAAUCCAUUUUAGAAUAAGGCUGUAACGUAACAACAAGUCAACGGGUCUGAAUACUUCAGAAUGCACUGUAUAUACUGUAUUCUAGAGAAGGCUCAUCCUAUGUAACUAUUGCUGUAUACACCUUUUCUAUUCAUACACUGAGACUAGACGUAGCAUAGUAAAUGUCAAUCCGGGACACUCAAAAUUAGUAUGAUAUGUUAUGUUUGGUUUGGUUACAUAAGAUAGAAGGUUACUUAAGGCAAGGUAUAACGCGAAGGUCUUGCAACCAAAAGGUUGCGUGUUCGAAUCUCAUCACAGACAACUUUUGCAUUUUAGCUAAUUAACUACUUUGCAACUACUAUUUAGCUACUUUGCAACUACUUAGCAUGUUAGCUAACCCUUUCCCUAAGACUAUCCCUAACCACAACCCUUUAACCUAACUCCUAACCUUAAACCCUAACCCCUAGAGCUAGUUAACGUUAGCCACCUAGCCAAAGUUAGCCACAACAAAUUGGAAUUUGUAACAUAUACGUUUAGCAAAUUCGUAACAUAUUGUACAUUUUGCAAAUUCGUAACAAUUUGUAUUGAACUAAUUGCAAUUCGUAACAAACAGUAUCAUACGAAUUGUAUUUCAUAACAUAUCAUACGAAAUGGAUGAUGGACAUCCACAUAUUAAUACAUACCAUACCAUACGAAACGUAACAUAUACUAAAUGGAGUGUCUCGGAUUUAUGUUCAGAAUAAUAUGAAAUGCUCUGAGACCACGUUCUAUACAUAUACACUACCGGUCAAAAGUUUUAGAACACUUACUCAUUCAAGGGUUUUUCUUUAUUUUUACUAUUUUCUACAAUAGUGAAGACAACAAAACUAUGAAAUAAAACAUGGAAUCAUGUAGUAACCAAAAAAGUGUUAAACAAAUCCAAAUAUAUGUUAUAUUUGAGAUUCUUCAAAAAGCCACCUUUUGCCUUGACGACAGCUCAGCACACUCUUGGCAUUCUCUCAACCAGCUUCACCUGGAAUGCUUUUCCAACAGUCUUGAAGGAGUUCCCACAUAUAUGCUGCUUUUCCUUCACUCUGCCGUCCGACUCAUCCCAAACCAUCUCAAUUUGGUUGAGGUCAGGGGAUUGUGGAGGCCAGGUCAUCUGAUGCAGCACUCCAUCACUCUCCUUCUUGGUAAAAUAGCCCUUACACAGCCUGGAGGUGUGUUGGGUCAUUGUCCUGUUGAAAAACAAAUGAUAUUCCCCCUAAGCCCAAAGCAGAUGGGAUGGCAUAUCGCUGCAGAAUGCUGUGGUAGCCAUGCUGGUUAAGUGUGCCUUGAAUUCUAUAUAAAUCACAGACAGUGUCACCAGCAAAGCACCCCCACACCAUAACACCUCCUCCUCCAUGCUUUACAGUGGGAUAUACACAUGCGGAGAUCAUCAGUUCACCCACACCGCGUCUCACAAAGACACGGCGGUUGGAACCAAAAAUCUCCAAUUUGGACUCCGGACCAAAGGACACAUUUCCACUGGUCUAAUGUCCAUUGCUCGUGUUUAUUGGCCCAAGCAGGUCUUUUCUUCUUAUUGGUGUCCUUUAGUAGUGGUUUCUUUGCAGCAAAUCGACCAUGAAGGCCUGAUUCAUGCAGUCUCCUCUGAACAGUUGAUGUUGAGAUGUGUCUGUUACUUGAACUCUGGGAAGCAUUUAUUUGGGCUGGAUUUUCUGAGGCUGGUAACUCUAAUUAACUUAUCCUCUGCAGCAGAGGGCACUCUGGGUCUUCCAUUCCUAUGGCGGUCCUCAUGAGAGCCAGUUUCAUCAUAGUGCUUGAUGGUUUUUUCGACUGCACUGGAAGAAACGUUCAAAGUUCUUGACAUUUUCCGGAUUGACUGAUCUUCAUGUCUUAAAGUAAUGAUGGACUGUCGUUUCUCUUUGCUUAUUUGAGCUGUUCUUGCCAUAAUAUAGACUUGGGCUUUUAUCAAAUAGGGCUAUCUUCUGUGUACCCCCCCCUACCUUGUCACAACACAACUGAUUGGCUGAAACGCAUUAAGAAAUUCACUUUUAAGAAGGCACACCUGUUAAUUGAAAUGCAUUCCAGGUGACUGCCUCAUGAAGCUGGUUGAGAGAAUGCCAUGAGUGUGCAAAGCUGUCAUCAAGGCAAAGGGUGGCUAUUUGAAGAAUCUCAAAUAUAAAAUAUAUUUUGAUUUGUUUAACACUUUUUUGGUUACUACAUGAUUCCAUAUGUGUUAUUUCAUAGUUUUGAUGUCUUUACUAUUUUCCUAUAAUGUUGAAAAUAGUAAAAAUAAUGAAAAACCCUUGAAUGAGUAGGUGUUCUAAAACUUUUAACCGGUAGUGUAUAUUUAUAUUCCGGUCUCUGACAUUGCUCGUUUUAAUAUUGCUUAAUUCCUUUAUUUUUAUUUUUUGAUUUAUGUGUUUUUUUUUUAUUGUUAGGUAUUACUGCACUGUUGGAGCUAGGACCAUAAGCGUUUCACUAUACCUGCGAUAACAUCUGCAAAAUAUGUGUACGGGACCAAUACAAUUUUAUUGGAAGUAUACCAGACAUUUUUUGACCUCCCAUGAUGUUCCUUGUAACAUGUUCCUUCUCUGGCCAUCUGAUCCAAGAUCCAUCUCCUACUCUAAAUAACUUUUUAAAAUCCGGGCCCAGGGCCUGUAUCUACAAAGCAUAUUAGAGUAGGAGUGCUAAUGUAGCAUCCGUUUUUAUUUUUAGUUCAUAAUGAAUAAGAUUGGAUGGGCAGAUCCUAGAUCAGCACUCCUACUGUGAGAAGCUUUGUGGAUAUAAGCCCUGGUCUCUCUGUCUGCUGCGCUGGUCUCUCUCUCUCUGGUCUAACUGGUCUUUAUCUGGUGUCUGUGUGUAGAAGAGAAGUCCAGAGGAGAGGGAUCGCAUCAUAAAGCAGUUGAAAGAGGAGCUGAGGUUGGAGGAGGCCAAGCUGGUGCUGCUGAAGAAACUACGACAGAGCCAGAUACAGAAGGACACACUGCAGAAGGUAUGGACACAUGUAGCCAAGGUGAGUUGGACUCAUCUGUCGUGAUGAGGUAGCCCUGCCUGUGACAUAAAAUCAGUGUCACCCUCUGCCCAAGAAGGAAUUUGGUUUCCAAGAGCGGAAAACUGGAGUUCAGAUCACAGUCUCUCUCUCUCUCUCGCUUGCUCACACACAUACACACACACACACACACAAUACAGAAAAAGCCACACAGGUAAACACAUACACUCAUCCAGAUGCAUACCUCCAAACACUUACAAAUAGACACACACAUACCCAGCUCAUUCUCUCCAUCUCUGUCUUGUUCCACAGCCCUCAGUAUUGUCAGGUUCUGCGGCUCCUCCAUCUCUGAUCCGUAGGAGUUCGGGCACAGUCAUUCCUCCUCCUCUGGUGAGGGGCGGGCAGCAGAUCUCCUCCAAACAUGGCUCCCACAACUCCCAGAUCAUAAUGCCACCCCUGGUCAGAGGGGCAAAGGUAAGACAGGCCACAAUCUACCUGCCAAACUGGUCAUCAGCUAAUAUCAAUUCUCACUACUAAUUACUUUUUGUGUCUUAGACUACGCUCACCUGUUUUCUUUUCUCUCUCUCUCUCUUUGUUUCUCUCACCCCCCCCCCCCCCCCCCCCCCCCCCAUCUCUCCACCCUUCCUCACAUAUUGCGCCCUCAUCCUUUUCUGUCUUUUGUUGACCGACACAUGCCCUUUUCUAUAUGCCCUCUCUCUGUCCAAUGUUGGCCCUCUCUAUCCAUGCCCUUUCCCUCUUCUCCUCCUCGGUCCACUCUCUCCAAUUCUCUCCCCUGUCUCCCAUCUCUGUCCUUUGUAGCCAAUUGCUGUGUCUCCUCAGCAGAUCCAGUCUCUCCGGCAGCAACAGCAACUGUCAGGGUCUGGCUCUGGGGGCUCUGGCCCCCCUCCCCUGCUGCUGGCCCCCAGGGCCAACGUACCCGGCUCCCAGGCCCAGAGAGGCCUCAUGCAGUCUGGCCUCAUCAGGGUGGGAAACGUCAACAAUGCCAGCCUGCUGGUCAACAUCUCACAGGUGGGUCAGAGGCAGGGCUCUAAAUUAAAAUGUUUAAUUGGUAGCACCAGAAAAUACGUUUUUUUUUUUUUUAUCGAUUCAAAUACAGCCUAUAUGAAUUCUAGCUACUUCUGAAGUACAUGUUGUGCCCUCGAAACUAAUAUGUAACCCUGUAAAUACAUUUGUUUAUUAUAAAAGCCUAAAAUGUUGAUACAAAUACCUGUCAUUGAAAUUAGAAAGUAAUUUGUGGAAUAUUAGGUUUCUACAUGAUUUAAAAGCACUAUUUUCCUGUUGAGAUGUAUUGCAUUGAAAAUUGUACACUGCCUCUUUAAGAGCAUCAAGUUUGUGAUGAUAAUAAUAAUAACAACUAGAUGGUAAUAUUCCAUGAAUAUAAAUUGUGUGACUUCCUUCAGUAUUUUUGUGGCAGUGGAUAGGAUAGCCUGAACAUGUGAAAAAUGGUUUGGUGUAUCUAGCUUGAACGGUUCAAUAGUUACUGUUGGUGAGUUGCUUUAUGCUAAUUUAUGCAAAUGUCAAUGUAUGUAGUUGAUAAAGAUUCUAAAGAACUUGAAGUUAGGGUAGCCUGAAUGUUUUGAAGUUGGUCUUGUAGCUUAAUUGGCCAAGGAGCAGGACCAGUUUUAAUAGGAUUCCUAUGGUUCUCAUUCAAACCCAUGUUAAUUUACGCACAUUUUAAAUGGUUAUAGUUCAAAAAGUAUAUAGUAUCAAAAAUAUUUUGACAAGCAAUCUAAGUAGGGUCUGUCUGAACAUCUCAACGUUGGUUUGGAGUUGAUAGCUUAGAUGGUGAAAGAGGAGAUUUUUUUGCUGUUGAAAUGCCCUGGUAUCCAUAGCAAUGGCUCCGUUUGGGCUGCUCAAUGACGAGACAUGAGAGCGCUGUUAGCUGGCAUUAGCUAGCUAGUUUUCGUCACUCUAAAAGCCGACAAACAACUAUAACUUUUGAUUGGUAGAAGAUAAUUCUGUUCUGAUUCCAGAUUUGAAUAGCAGAGAAGUAGACCAAGAUGGCAUACCCUCUACUUUUUUGUCUAACUUGUUGGGAAAGUGGUCAAAAUGUCAUAUUUUUUAAAUAAAAAGUUAGAGGAAAUGUAAUUGACGUGGUUAGUAAAACAGCUGUAUUGUUUGAACGGUAUGAAAUACUUUUGUUCCAAUUUCUGAUUUUAAUAGAAGAGAAGUAGAGGAAGAUUUCAUACACUUUUUGUCUAACUUGUUGGGAAAGUGGUCAAAGUAGCUGAUUUGUGUCCACAUUUACAUUAUUACGUUCACAGUGAAUGGAAUGUUGGAAGUCAUGAUGUCACAAUGGAAGCUUUAGAAUGUUAAAGAAAUCCCAUGAAACUGGAUGAAGUUUUAUAAAAGUGUAAUAGUUUAAUAAAUAUAGAUAGUAUCAAAAAGUUGUGUGCAAGCACACUAUUCCAGACCAGUCUGCACGUUUUAAAGUUUGAAUGGCGUUUCUAAUUUAAACGGUUAAGAGGAGUAGUGUUCCGAAUAAUAAUAAUAAUAAUAAUAAUAAUAAUAAUAAUAAUAAUAAUAAUAAUAAUAAUAACUAGAUGGUAAUUGUACAUGAAGUACAAUUGGUGGGACAUUUUUACAUUUUAGUCAUUUUAGCAGACGUAGCAGUAGUAAAUUGGUAAUUGGUCUGAUUACUUUGAUAGACCACACUAUCAACCUUAUUACUUUGGAUUGGGUGGGGGCAGUUCGAUCAGAAAAAUGUCUAAACUACAGUUGAUGUGUGUGAAAACUGAAAGAAGAAAGACAAAGUGAUCUUAAAGGGCACGAUCAUGUGGACAACACUCUUAGGAAAGCAAAGCAACUCUGAAUCCUUCAUGCUGUGGGUUUCAGAUAAAUAGAUGCACAAUUUACUUUUGUAAAACGUUCAGUGUAAAUGAAGUUUGAUUUUCGUUGAAUGAUGAUGUAAUGAUUAGAACUUCAGGCUAUUAUUUGGGAAAUAUGAUGGUACAUCUAGUGAUGACAACUCUUUAAAAGUAUUUUCUUGGUAGUUGAAUAACUACAGUGCCUUGCAAAAGUAUUCAUCCCCCUUGACGUUUUUCCUAUUUUGUUGCAUUACAACCUGUAAUUUAAAUGGAUUUUUAUUUGGAUUUCAUGUAAUGGACAUAAACAAAAUAGUCAAAUUGGUGAAGUGAAAUGAAAAAUAUAAUUUAAAAUUAUACAAAAUAAAUAACGGAAAAGUGGUGCGUGCAUAUGUAUUCAAACCCUUUGCUAUGAAGCCCCUAAAUAAGAUCUGGUGCAACCAAUUACCUUCAGAAGUCACAUAAUUAGUUAAAUAAAUUCCACCUGUGUGUGCAAUCUAAGUGUUACAUGAUCUCAGUAUAUAUACACCUGUUCUGAAAGGCCCCAGAGUCUGCAACACCACUAAGCAAGGGGCACCACCAAGCAAGCAGCACCAUGAAGACCAAGGAGCUCUCCAAACAGGUCAGGGACAAGUUGUGGAGAAGUACAGAUCAGGGUUGGGUUAUAAAAAUAUAUCUGAAAAUUUGAACAUCCCACGGAGCACCAUUAAAUCCAUUAUUUAAAAAUGGAAAGAAUAUGGCACCACAACAAACCUGCCAAGAGAGGGCCGCCCACCAAAACUCACAGACCAGGCAAGGAGUGCAUUAAUCAGAGAGGCAACAAAGAGACCAAAGAUAACCCUGAAGGAGCUGCAAAGCUCCACAGCAGAGAUUGGAGUAUCUGUCCAUAGGACCACCUUAAGCCAUACACUCCACGGAGCUGGACUUUACGGAAGAGUGGCCAGAAAAAAGCCAUUGCUUAAAGAAAAAAAUAAGCAAACACAUUUGGUGUUCGCCAAAAGCCAUGUGGGAGACUCCCCAAACAUAUGGAAGAAGGUACUCUGGUCAGAUGAGACUAAAAUUGAGCUUUUUGGCCAUCAAGGAAAACGCUGUCUGGCGCAAACCCAACACCUCUCAUCACCGCGAGAACACCAUCCCCACAAUGAAGCAUGGUGGUGACAACAUCAUUCUGUGGGGAUGUUUUUCAUCGGCAGGGACUGGGAAACUGGUCAGAAUUGAAGGAAUGGUGGAUGGUGCUAAAUACAGGGAAAUUCUUGAGGGAAACCUGUUUGUCUUCCAAAGAUUUGAGACUGGGACGGAGGUUCACCUUCCAGCAGGACAAUGACCCUAAGCAAACUGCUAUAGCAACACUCUAGUGGUUUAAGGGGAAACAUUUAAAUGUCUUGGAAUGGCCUAGUCAAAGCCCAGACCUCAAUCCAAUUGAGAAUCUUUGGUAUGACUUAAAGAUUGCUGUACACCAGCGGAACCCAUCCAACUUGAAGGAGCUGGAGCAGUUUUGCCUUAAAGAAUGGGCAAAAAUCACAGUGGCUGGAUGUGCCAAGCUUAUAGACAUACCCCAAGAGACUUGCAGCUGUAAUUGCUGCAAAAGGUGGCUCUACAAAGUAUUGACUUUGGGGGGGUGAAUAGUUAUGCACGCUCAGGUUUUUUUUGUCUUAUUUCUUGUUUGUUUCCCAAAAUAAUAUAUUUUGCAUCUUCAAAGUGGUAGGCAUGUUGUGUAAAUCAAAUGAUACAAACCUCCCCAAAAAUCCAUUUUAAUUCCAGGUUGUAAGGCAACAAAAUAGGAAAACUGCCAAGAGGGGUGAAUACUUUUGCAAGCCACUGUAUGUAGAAUAGGUUUGUAUGUAGACCUACUGAUAGCUAGCUGUAGUUCUAGCUAAUAAAUAAACUCUUUAGGCUAACAGUGAUCACUGAAAAGUAAAUUUCCUGAAGAAAAUGUUUUCUUGCUAACUUGUUUUAAAGUAUGUAUGGUUUUGAAAAAAGUUAUAGUAGUGGUAGUUCAUGCAGUAGUAAUGGUGGUGACUGGUUAUAGUUGAAAUAGUAGGUAGAUUGAGAAAAUGAUUGAUUGAUUGAUUGAUUGGUUGAUAGGAUAGGAUAGCCUGAACAUGUGAAAGUUGGUUUGGUGUCUCUAGCUUGAACAGUUAGAGAGUUAGAAGUAUUGUUGGUGGCUAUUAUAUGCUAAUUUAUGCACAUUUAAGUAGUUAUAAUGUAUAGUGCAGACCAGAGCUAGUGCGAACCAGAGCUAGCAAGCUACACCCAGGACCAGAGCUGAACCAGAGCUGGGUCGGAGCUAGUGCAGACCAGAGCAGUAGUUGUGGUCACUAGGUGAGGUCACUAGUUAUUGUCAUUGGUUGUGUAGUUGUGGUCAGUAGUUGUAUGGUCAGCAGUUGAGGUCAAUAAUUGUGUGGUUGUGUUGCAGGUUAUUUGGGCCCUACUGUGUAGUUGUGGUCAGUAAUUCUGUUGUGGUCAUUAGUUGUGUGGUUCAGUAGUUUUGUGGUCAAUAGUUGUGUGGUUGUGGUCAGUAGUUUGGUUGUGGUGGGGAGUUGUGGUCAGGAGUGGUGUUAAGUAGUUGUGGUCAGGAGUGGUGUUUUUGUAAAAAUGAUAUAUAUAUUUUGGACAGGGAAAUCAUACUGAGACUAGGGUCUAUUUUACAGAUAGGCUCUGCAUAAACACAUACAAUAUAAAAAAUUACAAAACAUAUUAAGAAGAACUGACACAUUUAUCAACAUAGAGGUCUCCGAUCAUUACUCUGAACUGAUCCAUGGGGACCAGAGCAUCUAAUUUCAGAGAGCUCUGUAAGUUAUUCCAGUAGUGGUGUGGUUGUGGUCAGUAGUUGUGGUCAUUAGUUGUGUGGUUGUGGUCAGGAGUUGUAGUCAGUAGUUUUGUGGUUCAGUAGUUGUGUGGUCACUAGUUGUGUGGUUGUGGUCAGUAAUUGUGGUCAGUAGUUGUGGUCAGUAGUGUGUGGUUGUGUUCAGUAGUUGUGUGGCCACUAGUUGUGUGGUUGUGGUCAGUGAUUGCAGUCAGUAGUUGUGGUCAGUAAUUGUUGUGUGAUUGUGGUCAGUUUUUGUGAGGUUGUGGUCAGCAGUUGUGGUCAGUAGUUGUGUGAUUGUGGUCAGUGUCUAAACUACAGUUGUUGUGUGUGAAAAUUGAAAGAAGUACAAUGAGAAGUGAUUGGGGGAAAUAUGAAGAGAGUGAACGGUGGCAGUUGUUGUCCAAGGCAGUUGUUGCUGGACAAAAGUUGUUUUGGCAGGCCUGCUCCCUCCAUGGCUAAAGCCAGUGUGAGAAACAUGCUAACAAACGUUUUUUGCUUUGUAACUAAAUAAAUACUGCACUCUAACCCACAAAACGUAUUUGCUAGAUUCAUGAUAGUGUAUGGCAAGCCUAAAUAACUUCAAGAGUAAAAAUGUGCAUAACAAGUCAGAUAAUACGUUGCCUGGACUAACUCUGUGGUCAAUAAUGGUGUUUAACAUGAUUUUUAAAUGACUACCGAUCUCUGUACCCCACACAUACAAUUAUCUGUAUGUUCCCUCAGUCGAGCAGUGAAUUUCAAGCACAGAUUCAACCACAAAGACCAGGGACGUUUUCUAAUGCCUCGCAAAGAAGGGCACCUAUUGGUAGAUGGGUUAAAAUAAAAAGCAGACAUUGAAUAUCCCUUUGAGCAUGGGGAAGUUAUUAAUUACACUUUGGUUGGUGUAUCAAUACACCCAAUCACUACAAAGAUACAGGCGUCCUUCCUAACUCAGUUGACGGAGAGGAAGGAAACCACUCAGGGAUUUCACAAUGAGGCCAAUGGUGAUUUUAAACCAGUUACAGAGUUAAAUGGCUGUGAUAGGAGAAAACUGAGGAUGGAUCAACAACAUUGUGGUUACUCCACAAUAUUAACCUAAAUGACAGCGUGAAAAGAAGGAAGCCUGUAUAGAAGAAAUAUUCCAAAACGUGCAUCCUGUUUGCAAUAAGGCACUAAAGUAAUACUACAAAAAAUGUGGGCACAACAUUUUUUUGUCCUGAAUACAAAGCAUUAUGUUUGGGGCAAAUCCAACUAGGACAAAGAUUAGGAUAACAUUAAAAGGAAUUGAGCUAAGCAUAGGCAAAGUCCUAGAGGAAAAACCUGGUUCAGUCUGCUUUCCAACAGACACUGGGAGACAAAUCCACCUUUCAGCAGGACAAUAACCUUAAACGGAAGGCCAAAUAUACAGUGGAGUUACUUACCAAGACGACAUUGAAUGUUCCUGACUGGCCUAGUUACAGUUUUGACUUAAAUCGGCUUGAAAAUCUAUGGCAAGACUUGAAAAUGGCUGGCUAGCAAUGAUCAACAACCAACUUCAGGAGCUUGAAUAAUUUUUAAAAUAAUAAUGGGCAAAAAUUUUACAAUCCAGGUUUGCAAAGCUCUUAGAGACUUACCCAGAAAGACUCACAGCUGUAAUCGGUGCCAACGGUGAUUCUAACAUGGGGUUGAAUACUUAUCUAAUCAAAAUAUAUUAGUGUUUUAUUUUCCAUUUAAUUAAAAUGAAAAUCCAUUUUAGUCCCACUCUGUAACACAACAAAAUGUGGGAAAAGUCCAGGGGUGUGAAUACUUUCUGAACGCACUGCAUAACCAGUCACCACCAUUACUACUGCAGACACUACCACUACUAUAACGUAUUUUAAAACCAUACAUACUUUAAAACAAGCUAGCAAGCACACAACAUUUUCUUCAGGAAAUGUACUUUUCAGUGAUCUCUGUUAGCCUAAAGAGUUUAUUUAUUAGAGAGAACUACAGCUAGCUAUCAGUAGGUCUACAUACAAACGUAUUCUACAUAGUUCUUCAACUACCACAAAAAUACUUUUAAACAGCUGUCAUCACUAGAUGUACCAUCAUAUUCCUCUCCCCAAAUAAUAGCCGAAAACUUUCUAAUCAUUACAUUAUCAUUCAACUAAAAUCAAACUUCAUUUACACUGAACGUUUUACAAAAGUAAAUCGUGCAUCUAUUUAUCUGAAACCCACAGCAUGAAUAUGAUUCAGAGUUGCUUUGCUUUCCUAAGAGUGUUGUCCACAUGAUCGUGCCCUUUAUUCCCAUCUUCUGACAGAAGAUCACUUUGUCUUUCUUCUUUCAGUUUUCACACACAACAACUGUAGUUUAGACAUUUUUGUGAUCUAACUGCCACACAAUCCAAAGUUAUAAAGGUUGAUAAAGUAGUCUAUCAAAGUAAUCAGACCAAUUAUUUUAACUUUGACUAGAUGUAACUGCUUUGCUUUAAAUAUUAAAGUAAAACUUUUUCAAAAUGUUAUGGAGGACUAAAGUACCGAUGACGUGGCAGGUGAUACUUUGCUUCUUGAAAGUUCAAUAUCUUGAAAACUUGACUGCUGACAUGCAAAACAUUUGAGGACUUUAUCUACUGUAUCAGUGGACUAAUUAAAAAAAUACCCAAAUUGUUUUUUGGUGGAUUUUACCUUUAACGUUAGAUACGUAAUUUAAGCAAUUACUAGCAAUCAUUUUGUGAAGUUGGGAGAGGAAGCUCUAAUAGUAGUAGUAAUCAUUUGACGAAAAGUGCAUUGAAUGUGAAAACAGAUCUUGUUUAUGAAAGAUUAAAUGCGUGAAGUUUUUGCAACAUUCUGGUUGCGAUCAGCUGAUGCCCACUAGAUGUGGGUCGCACUUGCCUAAUCUCGAAAAUGGCACAACUACUGAUCUCCAUUUUUUUUCACCGAAAAGUAUGGUCAAAAGGUUACGGUAAAUUACAUAAAAUAUGAUAAUUUAUAUAAUUAUAAAUUAUAACACACACGCAAUGCAUUUAAUAAACUCAUAGCAUGAUGUUGUCUGAACUUUUUCAUUGCUAGCUAGCUAGCAUUGCUAGCGCGAGCUUGCUAGCAAGAUACAGUACUUGUCCAUGUCAUGUAGCAAGUGUAGUGUAUUAAGAUUAUGACUUUCUUAAUGGUUUUAAGUGGAACCUUUGAGGAUGUUUAUUUUAGUGUCAAGAGGGAAUGUUUUAGUGUAACGCCACAUACAACAGACAGGAAGUGUGUGUUGUAGCCAGGGGAUUGGACAGUAGAGGGAGCCACCCAUAUCUUGGGAAGAUUAUAUAUACUGGGUAAAAGCGAAGAAGAGGUUAGAGCGGCCAUUGCAAUCUGGGACGCCGUUCUCCGGGUGAUCUUGACACCUGUAACCUCAUGCUGAAUUCUUGUGAUAUGAAUAAAACUUAUGAUCAAAGGUUCAGUAUGAGCGGACUCCUUUGUUUAUCAGCAAUAAUUGCCAGCAUUGACCCGAUACUACACAAGUCAAAACAAUAUUUAUCACGUCUCAACCUACUGUCUAUGAUAUCAACAUAUUGCACGAAGUAACUUUUUGCAUGUAUACUUUUAGCAAUUUCUAAUUAUCUAGCUAGCCACUCAAUACUGUUGCACCUUUUCUGGCCUUCCCUGUAGUGUGCACACAAACUGUAGCCAGCUAGCUUGUGCAGAAUCUCUGGCUUGUGCAGGAUCAUAGAGUGGUGCAUUUGAGACUUGCAGAUUUGAUUAAUCAACCCAGUUGCAUUCAUGUUUCAGAUAUAUUGAACCACUCAAACUCAGCUACCCUUUCCCCCUGAAUUUGCAACAGUUUUAAUUAAUCUGAUCUGUCAUGCUUGUGGUCCUCUGUAGCUCAACUGGUAGAGCACGGCGCUUGUAACGCCAAGGUAGUGGGUUCGAUCCCCGGGACCACCCAUACACAAAAAAAAUGUAUGCACGCAUGACUGUAAGUCGCUUUGGAUAAAAGCGUCUGCUAAAUGGCAUAUUAUUAUAUUAUUAUUAUUAUGCUGUAUUUGCGUGACAUCAAACCUCAACUGGACACCUCCCCACUUGUCUCCUCUAUUUCUUACACCCUUCUUUCUCCCUCUCAACCCCUUCUCAUUCCUCUCUCUCCCCCAGGCCUCCCCAACCAACAUGAAGGUUCCUUCUAUUACCUCCCAGUCUGGAAACAGCAGUGUGUCUGUGGUCAACGUGAACGACUCUCCUGCCGCCCGUCAGGCCGCGGCUAAGCAAGCCCUGCGUAAACAGCUGGAGAAGACCCUUCUGGAGAUCCCUCCUCCCAAACUUCCCACCCCAGAGCUCAACUUCCUGCCCUCGGCAGCCAACAACGAGUUCAUCUACCUGGUGGGCCUGGAGGAUGUGGUGCAGAACCUGCUGGACUCCAUGAUGAGAGGUACUAUACAUAUUAUGCUUGUGUAAACACUAUAUAACACUAUACCAUCAGAGGUGGCAGAGGUGCAAACACAUUACACUGUUAUAAACACUACAUACAGUAUUCCAUCAUAUUACAGACGCUUCAUUUACACAAUAAUAUCACUACUCCAGCAGAGAUUCAAACACUAACAUUACAAUACCGCUCAGAUGGGUUUCCUCCCCCUUGAUGAUUUUUUCUUACCUCGAGCAGCAUUUGAUCAGUAGGCUUUAUAUUGAAACCAGUGUUCUUCUGUCCGCUGUCUAACCCCCCCCCGCUAUCCUUUCUAUCCACCCCAGCUAAAACAGGGAUGCCCCCGGUCAAGCCUGCCAUCAAAGAGCCCUUCACCUGCACCCAGUGCAGCACUGAUUUUACCUGCCGUUGGAGGCAAGACAAAGCCAAGGGCGGGACCAUCCUCUGUGCAGACUGCAUGUCCUCCAAUCAGAAGAAGGCCUUGAAGGCUGAGCACACCAAUAGGCUGAAGGCUGCAUUUGUCAAGGCCCUGCAGCAGGAACAGGAGAUAGAGCAGCAGAUCUUCCAGCAGGCUGCGUCCCCCGUCUCUCACACCCCCUCCUCCUCUUCCUCCUCCUCCUCUCCGUCGGUGAAGGCGGAGCAUCUAGUGUCCCAGCAGCUGAAACAGGCUCAGGCCCAGGCCCAGGCUAGGGCCUCCUCUCUGCACCAGCAGCACAACAGAGGACAGAGCAUCGCACGCCACCACUCCACCAACAUCAAACAGGUAGGGGUGACACACUUCUCAGCAGUUCCCUGAAACUCACAUCAUCACCUGUGCCACUCCAGGCACUGUCACACUCAAUUACAGGUCCUAUCACAUUCAAUUAGAUACAGACGGUUAUAAUAUUCUCGUACAUAUGGUUCCCUUUUAAUUUUUUAACAACUACAAUACAAAAUCAAUACAAAAGGCUGCUUAAUACAAAUGGCUGCUCCCAUCAGUUGGUGCUCUGAUCAGUGGGUACGCUCGCCCUCACCCGCCCCGAGAUGCUGGCAGGGCGAAGCCCCCGGCUGAAAGGGAUUUUCCAAGGGCGGGAAGGACCAAGACCCGCCGACGGGCGGGCGGGCAUAGAAGCAAGUGCACCCAAAACCACCAGGACCAGCACACACUCCGCUCACAGCGUGAAACCAAAACACUAAACAUACAGAACUAAACACAUCCCCACCCUCACCCCUGAUUGGAGGAUCUCAAACAUGUAUACUAUGCAUGUGUGUAUGUAUUUAUUCCAACACUCAUUCAUUCCAACCUUCAGACAGCCACAGAUCACCCCAUCUUUCCCAGUAAAUAGUAAUUCUACCAUUUCCUCUUGCAAUACAUCCCUCCAUUCUACCAUGGUGUCUCACUAGGGACUUGAACCUCCCUAUCUGCAAAAUGUCUGCUGAAAUUGACCCCGAAAUAAACAUUUUAUCCAAGAGCCCAAUGGUUCCCUUGGCUUGUGUGGUCUGUUCUCGUCACACAGAUGUUGUCACUUGUCACUCAAUAUUAUUUUUCCUUCUCCCCCCUCCCCUCCACCUCAGGGCCAGCUCUCCCGUGGCGGUGUCCCGUCUGUGGGGGUGAGGGGCGUGUCCCACUCUUUCUCCUCCUCCUCUCAGCUGCAGAGCGCAGUGGCCGCUGCAGCCUUGGUCAGCCGGCCAGGUAAGCAUGCCCAUGUGCGCCCCGCUGCCCAGGGUUCAAAGGGCAGCUCCAGUGGGAACAGCAGCAGUGGUAGCGGCCAAGCCACUGCAUGGAGGAAGCAGAACAACCUCAACACAGGUAGACUAAUCCCGUCCGGGUCCCCAACCCACCAUCAUACCACACUGGCCCCCCAACUUCUACCUCUACAGCCUGGACUUUUGUCAUGUCCAAAAACAUCCCCUAGCCCGUUUUACUAGUCACCUCCACUGUGGUGUUUGCAGGUCUGAAUGAAUAACUACAAGUAUUUAAGCAAUAUGGCUGAAGCUCCUUUACACCCAUCUGAGGGUUAGAUGGAGGCAUCACAAUAGUGCUUACACCUGCGUAAGAGGCUAGGGAUUGGUUUUGGACUAGGCAUCUGACUGCUCUCUGUGUCCACAAUGCUCUGUUUCCUUAUUUCUGCUAUGAUAUCAAUGUUAUUGACGUGUUUUGUGUGUGUGUGUGUGUGUGUUAUUCUGUUCAGUGGACCCUCCCAUUCAGAGACUGACCCCUCUCCACUCUUUCUCUGCAGGUGUGACCAUGGCCUAUGUGAACCCCAGCCUGCCAGUCCAUAAGACCUCGUCCACAGUGGACGCCCGCCAGAGAGAGUACCUCCUGGACAUGAUCCCCUCGCGCUCCAUCUCCCAGACGGCUAACACAUGGAAAUAG
Molecule: messenger RNA, 26506 nt
Organism: Coregonus sp. 'balchen'
Lineage: Eukaryota; Metazoa; Chordata; Actinopteri; Salmoniformes; Salmonidae
Source: the annotation of a GenBank genome assembly